Molecule: messenger RNA, 393 nt
Organism: Drosophila miranda
Lineage: Eukaryota; Metazoa; Arthropoda; Insecta; Diptera; Drosophilidae
Product: kinesin-like protein Klp61F
Exons: 3
Coding region: 1-393 (130 amino acids)
Biological process (GO): microtubule-based movement; mitotic spindle assembly
Cellular component (GO): nucleus; spindle microtubule
Molecular function (GO): plus-end-directed microtubule motor activity; microtubule binding; ATP binding
Source: RefSeq, a predicted model, not a curated record
AUGGCAUCCCUGGUAGCCGACGUAGCCAUGUCGCGGGCCUGGAUACGGACACCAUUGCGGCUGAUGAGCUUGCAGCAGCAGGCACGCAAAUCGAAUCAAAACAUUCAGGUCUAUGUGCGCGUUAGGCCGCUGAAUGCACGCGAGCGAUGCAUACGCUCCGCAGAGGUUGUGGAUGUGCUCAAUCCACGCGAGAUCCUCACACGCCACACCCUCGACUCGAAAUUGACGAAGAAGUUUACGUUUGAUCGGAGCUUCGGCCCCGAGUCCAAGCAAUGCGAUGUCUAUGCGGUGGUGGUGUCGCCCCUGAUCGAAGAGGUGCUAAGCGGCUACAAUUGCACGGUGUUCGCGUACGGACAGACGGGUACUGAACAGAAUAGAACAGACAUAAGGUGA